Messenger RNA from Drosophila grimshawi, 2440 nucleotides. RefSeq lists its product as uncharacterized. Lineage: Eukaryota; Metazoa; Arthropoda; Insecta; Diptera; Drosophilidae. Bases 1 to 1152 code for a protein of 383 amino acids. Gene Ontology annotation, biological process: regulation of transcription by RNA polymerase II. Gene Ontology annotation, molecular function: DNA binding. The transcript is spliced from 2 exons. Gene Ontology annotation, cellular component: transcription regulator complex; nucleus. The record is from RefSeq and is a predicted model, not a curated record.
AUGGAUCUGGCUUACAAUGCGUCAUCAUCGUCAACGUCGCCGCCGACGUCGCUGUCGUCGUCGCUGCCGCCCGUCUCCUUCAGUUUCACAAACACCGCCAAGCUGCCAAUCGAAACGGUUAAGCGGCUCAUUGCGGCCGUCUCACGUCGUCCAGUGCUCUGGUUGCGAAAUAACGUAAGCGGCCAGAAGCGUAGCGAUAUUACGCCCAUUUGGUUUGAUGUUGGCAAGGAUGUUCAUCUGCCAGCUGACGUUUGCCGGGUGAAAUGGGGCCACUUGCGGGACAAUUUCCGUAAGGUUUACAUACGGAACAAUCUGUCGAAUGAGUCGCCAUCCUCGUGGCGCUUCUACAACGAUAUGCGUUUCAUGGAGCACGCCGUCCACGAGAAUAUUCUGAGGCAGGCGAGAACACGAGGAGGCGGAGGUGGGGGCAAGAAGCAUUUGCCACCUGGCCAUUGGACGGAGAACAAUAAUCUGAUGCUGGACGAGAGCAGCAGCAGCAAAUACGAAUCGAUUGUGGUGGCAACGGAGCCAAUCUGUGAGCUGAGCGACAGCUACGACUCCGAGCUGCAUCAGCCGAGCUUCUCGGACAUCAGUUCGUUCUUCGAGGAUGGCGAUUGCAAGCGCAUCAAGCUGGAGCAGAGCACUAGCAAUGGCAAUGAUGAUGGGCAUAGCCUUAAGGAUGAGGAGCUGAACGAUGAUGAUUUCGACGAGGAUGCCGCCUCCGAGAAUGAGGAGGCAAACAAACAUGAUGCCGCCAAUGGCACACCUGAUCCCAGUGUCUUCACCAUCGAAGUGCUCGACGAUGAUGACGAGGAACAGGCGCAAAUGGAACUGGCAUCCAGCUGCAAACAGACCAAUUCCAAUCCAGAUCAACGCUCCAACAGCAGCAGCGUGAAAAGCGAACCGGAAACAAAGCCACAACAAGCAGCAGCUGCAGCAGUUGCAACUGCCUCCGAUUUGCCCUUCAAGUACAUCAGCAUGGAUGCAGCGACGAACACGGAGUCGAGUUGUGGACAGGAUUCACAGGACGAUGCCGAUCGCAUGUUUCUGCUCAGCCUGAUGCCGUUUCUGCAGCGCUUGGACGAGCGUCGCAAGCUGCGCGUGCGCCAGAAACUGCAAAAUGUCUUAAUCGAGGAACUGGAAUUUGGCUAAUACGCAUUAUCUAUGAUUAGUUAGUUAGUAUUUGUAGUUAGUAUUUUAUAAGCUUAGCUUACAGUAUUAACGGUAACAUUUUAUAAGUAUCCGACUGAAACAGAAACUUAACAUAACAUAAUGAGUGCACUUCUCAACAUGAUUGAAUUGAGCCUGUUAGCUUUAAGCUCACCACAGCUAAUCUCUUCUAAAGUGUGGGACUGAAGAAUGCAUAGAAGAACAUAAUGUCAGCCUUAAAUUCACAGCUAAUGUCUUCUAAAAUAUGCGACUGAAAGUUACAUAACAUAAUGUUAGCACACUUUUAAACAGGAUCAACAUGAUUUUAUUUUUAAAUUCACUACACAUAAUCUCUUCUAACAUAAUGUAUAACAGUUGCAUUCAUACAUGCCCAAGUGUCUCAUCUAAUGUAAUGUAUAACAGUUACACAUGCACAUAUUUUGCAAGUGUGCUACCAUGAUCAAGAUGAUUUAAUUUUGCAUGUGAACUGAAAGUUCACCACACAUAAACCAUAAUGUAUAACAGUUACACUUUCAUUUUCAUGACAUUUACAAGGAGUGCUAUCAUUAUGCGACCAGGAGUACUUACACACAUUAUUACAUAGAAUGUAAUUAGUAGCAUAACAGACAAACACACACACAUACAACAUAUGUAUACAUAAAUAGCUGUUCAACAUGAAAGCCGACAACAAGCAGAAUAAUUUAAAAAAAAAGGAUGCCUGUGCACGUUUACCUGUUACCUGUGCUAUCGGCGCACCUGCGCGCUCUACCUGAGCCGAAGCCAAAGCCCGAGUCUUAGUCUGAAAUUCCAUGAACACGAAGUGCAAUUCGUAGCUGCUGUUAUUAAUGAUUCGCUAGCUGCCAGAUGAAUUGGCCACGGCUGAGAGACCGUUUCGAUUGAAAAUUUUAAGCUGAGAAUUUUUGUCAGUGCAGCAGGGCAAGAGAUGAAAACAAGUUCCUUAAGGGUGUUGUUUCUGGCGACGUCAACAACAACAACAAGAACAACAACAGUAACAAGAAGAAGAACAAGAAAGCAAGCAGGCACCGCCAUAACAACAACCACCACCGGCCGUAUUUUCGCGCCACCGCCACAUGCGCCGUUAGUGAGCUUGUACUCUCUCUCUCUCUCGUUCUCUUUUGCUUGGCCUCUCAGUGUGUGUGUCAGUACUUUGAAUUCAAUGCCAAUGCGACUUACGAAUGCUCUACAAAUGCGUUUGCUCUGUUAAUCUCAGAGUGAUUUUUAUGCAACUUUGAUGCUUUUUUUUCACGAUUUAUGCUUUUUUAUACAAUCU